AUGGACGCGCUGAGCCGGGCAGGGCCCCGGGCCCACCGCGGCCCCGCCGCUCCCGCCGCGCCCGGCUCGUCCCCGCUGCCCUGGGGCCGCUUCGCAGCCUGGAUCGACUGCGUGUGUGUGGUCACCUUCGACCUGGAGCUCGGGCAGGCCAUGGAGCUGGUGUAUCCUCAUGACUUCAGGCUGACAGAGAAAGAGAAAACGAGUAUCUGCUACUUGUCCUUCCCAGAUUCCUACUCAGGUGGCCUUGGGGACACCCAGUUCAGCUUCCGCCUGCGGCAGUCGGGGGGCCCCAGGACCUCCCCGUUCCAGGACGACGGUCGGUACAACCGGGAGGCCCCCCUGACGCUGCAGGUCGGUCCUGCCUCUGCUCUGCCCCCUCCUGCAGGCACACAGGGCUGGCUCGGGGGGGACAUCCCACAGAGAUCCGGCUGCCUGUGCACGUUCCCACGAGGAAACCCUUGCUGGAAGGGAUGGUGUUGGGGGGGGUUGACUCCCAGAUGUGCCCUUUUCCAGUCCCUGGUGCUGGUGUCCCGCCUGCCCUACGUGAACCUGUUCCAGUCCCUGCUCCAGCUCAUCGCUCCGGAGUACUUUGACAAGCUGGAGCCAUGCCUGGAGGCAGUGUGCAACGAGAUCGACCAGUGGCCUCCUCCUGUGCCGGGACAGACCCUGAACCUGCCCGUGAUGGGAGUUGUCAUCCAGGUGAGAAUCCCAUCCAGGGUGGAUAAACCAGGAUCAAGCCCAGUGAAGCAGUUCAAUCAAGAGGUGAGCAGAGCCUGGACCACUGAGGGAGGAGGGUGGGAAGAGCUGGAGCUCUUAAAUCCUGUUUGAAAAGCCUGGGAUCGA
Molecule: messenger RNA, 843 nt
Organism: Empidonax traillii (willow flycatcher)
Lineage: Eukaryota; Metazoa; Chordata; Aves; Passeriformes; Tyrannidae
Product: protein DENND6B-like
Exons: 8
Coding region: 1-828 (275 amino acids)
Cellular component (GO): recycling endosome
Molecular function (GO): guanyl-nucleotide exchange factor activity
Source: RefSeq, a predicted model, not a curated record